Trichoplax adhaerens is the source of this 1461-nucleotide messenger RNA. RefSeq lists its product as uncharacterized. The coding region runs from base 1 to 1461 and encodes 486 amino acids. The record is from RefSeq and is a predicted model, not a curated record. Gene Ontology annotation, cellular component: mitochondrial inner membrane. The transcript has 7 exons. Gene Ontology annotation, molecular function: heme binding; iron ion binding; monooxygenase activity. Gene Ontology annotation, biological process: cortisol metabolic process; C21-steroid hormone biosynthetic process; cholesterol metabolic process. NCBI's taxonomy places the organism in Eukaryota, Metazoa, Placozoa, Uniplacotomia, Trichoplacea, Trichoplacidae.
AUGUUAAUAGGCUUCCGAAAAAUUUCACUUCGAUCAUGCCUUGCACUUCGUGUAAUAGCUGUUAAUGGAAUUGUAAACCAAUCGACAGCAGUUGGGAAUUUAGACCAUAAACCAAAUGGUAAUAAUGAAUCUGUCGAAGUGAAGCCAUUCAGUGAAAUACCUGGACCCAAGGGUUUACCCUUGAUUGGCUCUUUACUGACUGUACUUAAAAAUGAUGGAUAUUAUAUAAAGAAAACACAUUUAUACAUGAUUAUGAAUGCUAAAAAAUAUGGUCGAAUCCAUAAAGAUAAAAUGGGUAAUUUCGACGAAGGGGAAGAGUGGCGAAGAUUUAGAAGCAUUUUGGAUAAAAAGCUUUUAAAAGUCAAAGAUGUUAGUGCAUACAGUGGUAGAAUGAAUGAUGUCAUUACGGAUUUAAUCAACUAUUUAACUAAGAAACAACUGGAAGAUGACCUAAAUGGAGAAAUCAGCAAUCUGAGAGACUGCUUAUACAAAUGGUCUUUUGAAACUAUUGGCACUAUUCUAUAUAAUAAAAGGCUUGGAACGCUUCAAGAUCCUCCUAAUCCCAUUGCUGAAAAAUUUUAUCAUAGUGUAUGUUUAAUGUUUGAACAAAGUAACGAUCUGGCACCAAUACCUCCAUAUUAUAAGUAUUUUAAAACUAAAUAUUGGAAAGAUUAUUGCCAACUCUGGGAUACGAUGUUUGAGAUUGCAGAGCAACUCAUCAAUGAAGAACACCAGAGACUGCAACAAAUUAUGCAGGAUAUCGCUGAUAAAUCAGUUGACCUUCGUCGCAGUGAAGAAUUAGAAUUUUUACCUUAUGUUCUUUUACGAGGAGAAUUAAAUUCUGAUGAAAUCGUAGGAAAUAUUAUAGAUUUGAUGAUUGCGGCAGUAGACACGUCGGCCAAUACAAUGCUGUGGACUUUAUACAUAUUGGGAAAAAAUCCUGAAAUACAAGAAAAGUUAUACCAAGAAGUAAGCAAUGUAUUAAAGAAAGGGGAAUAUCCAGAUAGUGGAGCUAUUCAAAAGAUGUCUUACUUAAGAGCCCUAAUAAAAGAAACUCAACGCAUGUAUCCAAUCCUCCCUGGUGUACCUCGCUUCAUUGACACGGAUAUAGUCCUUGCUGGAUAUCGAAUUCCCGCUAAUACUAGGAUAAUGGCUGGAUUUUGUGUAAUGUCUUGUGAUGAAUCGAUUUUCGAUGAACCGACAAAGUUUAAACCAGAGCGAUGGAUUAGGUCGCCCUCCAAAAGGCGUUUAGACCCAUAUAUUUAUACAGCAUUUAGUUUUGGGCCUAGGAUGUGCAUUGGUAGACGCGUAGCGGAAUUGCAAAUGCAGCUACUGAUAGCAAGGUUAAUUUCUCAAUUUCGCGUGGAAUGCCGAAACACUGGUGAAGUUGGCCAGAUAAUUAGAACGGUAGCUUCCCCAGAGACGGAUAUUCGAAUUGCUUUAGAACCAAGAAUCAACUAG